This is a messenger RNA of Thecamonas trahens ATCC 50062, 639 nucleotides long. RefSeq names its product YEATS domain-containing protein 4. NCBI's taxonomy places the organism in Eukaryota, Apusomonadida, Apusomonadidae. Bases 46 to 639 code for a protein of 197 amino acids. The transcript is spliced from 2 exons. The record is from RefSeq and is a predicted model, not a curated record. Gene Ontology annotation, biological process: regulation of DNA-templated transcription.
CACACACACACAUACAUACACACAUACAUAUACAUACAGGCCAAUAUGGAACCACAGCGCAUCUCAAAGUCGUUUGUCUACGGGACGGUGGCGGUGUGGCUCGGUGACGAGGUGACCUCGGAGUUUACCCAUCGAUGGUGCGCCUUUGUCCGUGGCGUGGGCUCGGACAUGGCGGCAUACGUCCGCAAGGUCGAGUUUCAUCUGCAUCCCUCGUUUCCCGAGCCUGUGCGGACGGUGACCUCGUACCCGUUCCAGAUCGAGGAGCGUGGCUGGGGCGAGUUUGAGAUCAUCAUCAAGGUCUACUUCCGCGACGUCUCGCUCAAGCCCGUCGAGAUGUACCACAUGCUCAAGCUCUUUGAGCUCGACGACGGCGGCAUGAAGAUCGUUCAGUCCAAGCCUGUUCUCCGCGAGACCUUUGACCAGUUUGUCUUCUCUUCGCCCUCGCCGGCCUUUGCCCACCUGCUCACUACCGCUGCCGCCACGUCGUCGCCGGUUCACUCGCUCCUCGCCGCCCGCGUCAAUGCACUAGAGGAGGCGCAGCUUGACCAGCUUCAGCAGACCGCCGAGGGCAUUUCUUCCGAGAUCGAGGAGCUCCACGACAAGCAUCGGCAGCACGACCGUGAGAUCCGCCGAGGCUGA